Molecule: messenger RNA, 2163 nt
Organism: Stylonychia lemnae
Lineage: Eukaryota; Ciliophora; Spirotrichea; Sporadotrichida; Oxytrichidae
Source: the annotation of a GenBank genome assembly
AUGGAGCAAAUAAUGUCUCUAAAAAUUAAGGAUAUCUAGUAAAGAUAUAGGAAGAGUAAUAUACUAGGUCGAGGAGGCUAAGGAAACGUCAUAAAGUAUGAAGAUCUUGAACAAAAUCUAAAAUCAGUGGCAAUAAAGAUACAAAGCUUAGAUGGAAUGCUUGAUUUGAUCAAGAGCUCUAUCAUAAAGCAGCAUGUAUGCACUUGGUGUUAAUAACGAGAUCGGUGUGACCAUUGUAAAAAAUGCUAAUCUAACUAACAUAAUUCGCAGUCAGUGCCAUUGAAUGACUAAAAAUUCAAGGAAUAAGUGGCUGAAUCUAAACAGAUUUUAACUGAGGAAAUACUUCGAAUGCUUAGAGAAAUUUCAACUGUUCAGCUUAAGCAUCUGAAUAUAGUCGAAAUAUAUGACUCUUUUCUCUCAACUGAAAGCUAAUUCAUCACCAUAAGUGAAUUAGCUGAACAAGAUCUUGAUAAAUAUGUUAAACUUCGAUUUGAUCAAAGGAAUUAUCUCACAUGCUAAGAAGUUUCAAUGAUCUUUUUAUAAAUUCUUAAUGCUCUAGAGUACAUUCAUGAUAAAAGCUUCAUUCAUAGAGAUAUCUCUCCUUAAAAUAUCCUUGUUUUCGAAGAUUUAAGUAUCAAGAUUUGUGAUUUUGGAUUCGCAUCUCACGGCUAAUAUACACAAGCAAAUGUAGGAAAAUAAGAAUAUAUCGCUCCUGAAGUUUCUCAUUUUGAAGGCAAAAACUAUAACAAUUCUAUUGAUAUAUGGUCCCUGGGAAUAUUGCUUUAUUACCUUUGUAGCGGAUAAACAAAAAGCAAAGGAAUAUAUGUUAAUGAUCUAGCUAAAGAAAAAAAACAUAUUGACUUGCCUGAAAAAUAUUCAUAAUUUCAGGUGAUCUUUGAUUAGAUGCUAGAUUUUGAACCUGAAAAUAGACCAACAGCCACUAAAGUUAAAGAUGACAUCAUGAAACUUAUAGAUUAGGGUGAUUUGGCCUUUUAAUAAUACUAAUAAGAGCUAUAGGCUUACUAACUGAAAAAUCAAGAAAUAAAAAUUAUAAAAUAAGAGGAGGAACUAGAAAAAUAACUUUAAAAAUAUUUCAACAAAGAUAGUAUUUAAUGCAAUAAGGCUUCAUAAAUUUCUAUGUAAAACAUAUAUUAAUCGUUAGAGAAAUAAGCAAGUAUGGUUAGAUCACACUUAGAAAUAAAUGAUUACAAAAAGUUUUACUUGAAAGAGGAAGAAAAGGAAUUCAAAAGUUCAAUCUUCCAUUAAAUCCAAAAUAUUAGUAUGAGUACAAACCCAAAUAUUAAACCAAAAAUUACUCUAAAAAAUGUUAUGAACACUUAAAUAACAAAAUUGAAAAAAAAGAAAAAGUUUUUUUCAAACGAAAACCUGAAAACUAAUAUUUUAGUUGGUUUCUCAAUGCUUUUGGUAAUUUUAUCCUCCUGUGUUAAUCCUUACUUAACUAGCAGAUCCCCUGUGAUAGUAAAUGAUUAAAGAUCCGAUAAAGAAAUAGACAUUUUUAACUUGACAAUAAAAUCGUAGAGUGUUAAUGUUAGUAGCAUAAUAGAAAAAAUUGGAGAGUUUAAUUACGGAUCUAUUGAUAAAAUUCAUCCGAAUGCAAAUAGGAUCUUCGAAAAUUUAAUUUAAAAUGAAGAUUUAAGUAUAUAUCAAGGUGAAUACGAUAAUUAAACUAAGAAAAGAGAUGGAAGAGGAAGAUAUAUUUACAGUAAUGGGGAUAUUUAUGAUGGAUUAUGGAAGAACAAUUUAAGAGAUGGAUACGGGAGACUUUUAUAGAAUGAUAGAAACUACUACAUUGGUGAGUGGAAAGAUGACAAAUUUCAUGGAUUUGGAAAAUAUUAUCACAAUAAUGGAUAUACUUAUGAGGGAUAAUUUAUAAAUAAGAAUAAGGAAGGUUUGGGACUUUAAAUCUAUAAAACUGUUCAAUAUUAUGGGCAGUAUUAGAAAAAUAGAAAAUAAGGUGUAGGUAUAUACAACAAUAACAACGGAGAUAUUUAUCUUGGAUAAUUCAACAAUAAUUAAAUGCAUUCAAUGCAGAUGCUAAUUCCAAAAGAUGGAAGCUAAAUUUAACUACAGAGAUUUGAAAAUGGCAAGUUAAUAGAAACAAUUAUUAAAGUAAACACUACUUUAACUUAGAAAAAUAUUUGA